GUCUCGGGGUCGGUGAGCCGCUGCUUCGUCGGAUGAGAUUCAUAAUCGUCACUCCCUUGUUGAGAUCGGUCUCCCACAGAGAGAGAGCGAGAGAAUCGAGCGGCUUGUUCCUGAUCGAUCGUUGACCAUGGCGGCCUCUUCUUCUUCUUCUUCCUCCUCCUCCUCCGCGGGAAACGCAUCGAAGAAUCCGAUCCUCCAGUUUGCGCCUUUCCAGAGCUCCGUCGAUGAAGGGUUCUGGAGACGCCUCUCCUCCCUGAAACUUAAUACUCUGGGUCUCGAUCAGGCCCCCAUCAGCAUCACAGGUUUUUAUGCACCAUGUUCUCACGAUCAAGUUUCAAACCAUUUGAAGCUUCUUGCUGAAUCAUUACCACCCGAUCCAAAUGGUCAGUCAACAUCAAAUGAAUUGUCGCUAGGGAAUAGGAACCGGUGUCCCGUUCCAGGUGUCCUCUAUAAUAUGAAUACACUGGAAAGCUUUCAUGCACUUGAUAGACAGAGUCUUCUAAAAAGUGAAGCAAAGAAGAUAUGGGAGGAUAUUAAUUCUGGAAGGGCGGAGGAGGAUUGCUCUGUUCUUUCACGUUUCCUUCUUAUCUCAUAUGCUGAUUUGAAAAAGUGGACCUUCCGCUACUGGUUUGCAUUUCCAGGUCUAGUACUUGAUCCUCCAGCAAUUGUCACUGAUUGGAAGCCAGCCACAGAUUUCUUUAGUCCUGAAGAGAGAGAAUCUCUAUCAGCUGCUUGCAAUGAAUGGCGCAGUUCAAGCUUGACUGCAGCCACGCCAUUCUUUCUGAUAAGUAUAUAUUCCAAUUCACGUGUAACUCUUAGGCCUCUCAGAGAUUGGGCAACUUGCCAGCAUGAUUGUAAUAAGAUGUUGUUUGGCUUCUAUGACCCCUGUCAUCUUCCCAGCAACCCUGGUUGGCCUCUCCGAAACUUUCUCGCAUUUAUUUGUUCAAGGUGGAAGUUAGAGAAGGUUCGCUUUCUAUGUUAUCGAGAAAAACAUGGUUUAGCUGAUUUGAAUAACUCCAUUGUUGGCGAAACGUUGGUUGCAAUUCCACAAGAGUGGAAAACUUCUCAAUUUUUCCCUAAAGCAGUGGGAUGGGAAUCAUACAAAGGGAAGUCUACAUCCAGAUGUAUGGAUCUUGCUUCGUCCCUAGAUCCAAUUAGGUUGGCGGUUUCUGCAGCAGAUCUGAAUUUGAAACUUAUGAGGUGGCGUGCUUGGCCAGCACUUGAUUUACAUGUCCUUUCUAACACUAAGUGUCUUCUCUUGGGAGCUGGUACACUUGGUUGCCAGGUUGCACGAAUGCUAAUGGCUUGGGGUGUUCGGAAGAUCACACUGCUAGAUAGUGGUCGAGUUGCUAUGUCAAACCCAUUGCGACAAUCGUUGUAUACGUUUGAAGAUUGUAUCAACGGUGGUGAGUUAAAAGUCAUUGCGGCUGUGAAGAGCUUAAAGCACAUAUUUCCUGGUGUGGAAGCAGAAGGAGUUGCAAUGGCCAUUCCAAUGCCAGGGCAUCCGGUUUCAGUUAAAGAGGCACCUAAUGUCCUUGAGGAUUUCUUGCGUCUUCAAAGCUUGAUUGAUUCACAUGACAUAGUUUUCUUGCUUACUGAUACAAGAGAGAGUCGUUGGCUUCCGACACUUCUUAGUGCGGCUUCUAAUAAGAUUGCAAUAACUGCUGCGUUGGGAUUUGACAGUUUCCUGGUCAUGCGCCAUGGUUCUGCACCACCUUCUUCAACUCCUACCCUGUCUGGAGCUAAAGGUGGAGAAACUGAGCACUCUGGUCUAGCCUCCGACCAACGACCUCGUCUUGGCUGUUAUUUUUGCAAUGAUGUUGUUGCUCCUACUGAUUCAACUACAAACCGCACACUUGAUCAACAGUGUACUGUUACACGUCCUGGCCUUGCUCCAAUUGCUGCUUCUCUUGCUGUGGAGCUACUAGUGGAAAUUCUCCAACACCCAGAUGGCAUAAACGCUCCAGCUGAUGCUGCUAACUCGUCUUUGGGAGAUGACGGGCAAUCACUGGAGAUUUUGCCACAUCAGAUUCGUGGUUCCCUUUCUCAGUUUUCUCAAUUUACCCUCAUUGGACAUGCUUCUAACAUUUGCACUGCCUGCUCUGCAACAGUGGUGUCAGAAUUUAAGAACAGGGGAAUGGAUUUUGUUCUCGAAGCUAUAAACCACCCUACGUACCUGGAGGACCUCACAGGGUUAACGGAGUUGAUAAAGUCAGCAAGCUCUUUUCAAUUAGAUUGGGAGGGUGAAGAUGUCAGCGGCACAGAAAAUUAAUGUAAUUUAUCAUGUGCCAUUACUUUUACAUGUCGACCACUAAGUGCAUAAAUUCAUUGCAGCAAAUGGUUCUCUCGCUC
Nymphaea colorata (pocket water lily) is the source of this 2352-nucleotide messenger RNA. RefSeq names its product ubiquitin-like modifier-activating enzyme atg7. Gene Ontology annotation, cellular component: cytoplasm; phagophore assembly site. NCBI's taxonomy places the organism in Eukaryota, Viridiplantae, Streptophyta, Magnoliopsida, Nymphaeales, Nymphaeaceae. The transcript has 14 exons. Gene Ontology annotation, molecular function: Atg12 activating enzyme activity; Atg8 activating enzyme activity. Gene Ontology annotation, biological process: cellular response to nitrogen starvation; protein modification by small protein conjugation; autophagy of mitochondrion. The coding region runs from base 128 to 2272 and encodes 714 amino acids. The record is from RefSeq and is a predicted model, not a curated record.